AUGGAGGGCGGCGGGGAGGCGCUGCCCGCGGACCUGCGGGACCUGGCGGGCAAGGUGGGACGUCGCCCGCCCGCCGUUCUGCUGCGGGGGCUGCGGGCCGACGCCGCCCCCGCUCCGCCGGCUCCGCCGGCGCCUCCCGCGACACCCGCACCGGCCCGCGGUGCCCACCCGCCGCUCGCCGAACGCCUCCGGACGCUCCGCCUCGAGCUGGCUUACCUGCGAGCGGUGGAUGUGAAGAUCCUGCAGCAGCUGGUGGUGGUGAACGAGGGCAUCGAGGCUGUGAAGUGGCUGCUGGAGGAGCGGAGCACCCUGACCAGCCGCUGCAGCAGCCUGGCCAGCAGCCAGUACAGCCUGGUGGAGAGCCAGGAGGCCUCACGGCGGGGCAGCUGGGACAGCCUGCAGGACCCCAACGACAGGCUGGACAGCAUCUCCGUUGGCAGCUACCUGGACACCUUGGCUGAUGACAUGGAUGAGUACUCCCACAAUGCUGCUGAAACUGCCGCUGCAUCCACAUCGGGCAGAGCCCUGGCCAGGGCAGAGCAGGAUUGGGUCAGGAUCGACCCCGAGAGGGGUCUUGCAAAGCAAGAGAAGGACAAAGAGGAACAUGAGUGGCCCCAUGUGGACCUCUCCCCACCUGCGUUGCCCCAGGAUCACUGGUUUGCUAAGGAGCCCCAGGUGGCCAAUGGGUAUUUGGGCCAGCAGUCCCCCUCUCUGGAACCAGACAGAGACACCAGAUCACUGCCAGGGGCCAGGGAGAGGUUGGGGAAGGGAAAUCCAGAUGGGAAGGCUUGGAAAGCUGAGGCUGACCUUGAGAACUGCAAACUCAACAGCAAACUGCACCUGGAGUACGAUGCCCAUUGGCGCUGGCUCCAGUCACAGGAUGAUGUGACAUUCUUAUAG
Cinclus cinclus is the source of this 900-nucleotide messenger RNA. RefSeq names its product leucine rich adaptor protein 1 (gene LURAP1). Lineage: Eukaryota; Metazoa; Chordata; Aves; Passeriformes; Cinclidae. The record is from RefSeq and is a predicted model, not a curated record. Bases 1 to 900 code for a protein of 299 amino acids. The transcript is spliced from 2 exons. Gene Ontology annotation, biological process: positive regulation of cytokine production; positive regulation of canonical NF-kappaB signal transduction.